Molecule: messenger RNA, 4033 nt
Organism: Musca domestica (house fly)
Lineage: Eukaryota; Metazoa; Arthropoda; Insecta; Diptera; Muscidae
Product: mucin-2
Exons: 4
Coding region: 435-3269 (944 amino acids)
Source: RefSeq, a predicted model, not a curated record
ACUUUAUUAAUACACUAGUCGCAUUGCGGUACGGACGUACAAUUUUCAAAACGGUCUCUGGGCAAUAAUCAAAGUGGCAGACGAAGAAAAUACUUAGUUCGAAGACGAAAAACAGAGUAUUCAAGAUUUUUUCGCGCAAAUGAUUUAAUUAAGAAAAACAAAAAAAGAAAAAAACUCUGUUGUGGGUGUAACGACACAUAAUCUCAAAUGUAUUUGAAAAUAACUUAAAAAAAAUCUCUUAGCUUUUUCGUGGAUGAAGUAACAACAGCCAAAAAAAUUAUAAUUAAUCUUUUUACAGAAAAAAAUAUCAAAAGUUAAAAUAAAAUAUCACGAAAUCUUGCGAAAAUAAAAAAAAAAAAAACAACCGCGAAUUUAGUGCAAAAUCGCAAAAAUACGAAAAAAACAUCAACGAAUUUAUUGACGCGCCAGUUACAAUGAUGUCUGCCAGUAGCACGCCGACGCCCCCGCCUUUACAAAGAAGCUUUUCCAAGGGAAAACCCCUACUGCGCAUGCGCAGUCUGUUGUUUACAAUGGUGAUAAUAACAACGGUGAUUUGGAAUAACAGUGUCGUUAAUGGAGCUCCAGCAAAACUUGACACACUUGUACGGCCAUUCCCAGCUGAUUUGCAACCACCUCUCAUCGAGGUCGAUGAAAAGAACGCCUUCGAUAGCUAUGGCAAUCCGAUUGAAUCAUUAAAACCCAUUCGAACGCCCGAUGGUCGCAAGGUGAUUAGCGCUCAAGGUCUGCAAUUCGAAAUUCCAAAUUAUGCAUCGGGAAUCACAGAGCUAAAGAAACCCUCUGAUGAUUUACUGCCACCAUUCAUUGAUCCCAUUGCCGUCGCUGUUCCGAACGAUGACAGCUCGGAAACAACCACAUUUACCAGUCCCUCAGACCAGGUUGAAGUGGCAAAUGCCCAUCAGGAGCAGGUUGCGCAAACGGCGCCCGAUAGUAAUGGACUCUUCCAGGGAUUACCGCAGUAUAUAAUUGACCUGAAUGAUCCGGAUAUUGGUGGUCCGGUGGAGUAUACUCCAAGCGAGGGCAAUGGAUUGAGUGUUAUUGCCUGGGAUUUGUUGCCGCCAUCAAAGGAAGAUCCAGCUGUCAUAAAUGAUGUUGACAAGCGGAAAUUCAGUUCCCAGCUAAGUACUAGUCAAACCAGUUUUGUCUCCAAAACUAGUCAGCCUUUUGGAAGUACCAGUGGUAGUGCAUAUUAUUCGAGCAGUACAACAACUCCUAGAACAACAACAACUACUACUACCACAACUACCCGGCGCCCAACGACAACAACGACUCGUCGUCCAACUACCACCACAACCAGGAGAACUACACCCAGAACCACAACGACCACUACCAGGCGACCAACAACAACUACUACCACCACCACCACUACCACAACACCUGAACCCGAUACCUCGGAAUUCCUAAGAUUGGAGGGUGGUGACUCCUACACUUUGCCCGAAUGGUUGGCCGACAUUGACGAUCCAGACUUAGAUGUGGCUGUAGCCUAUGUUCCACCUGAAGACCUUAGCCAGUACAAUGACACCAUUGCCCGAGACAUUUUACCUCCCCUAGAACCCUAUACAGAUCUGAAUGUUUUGAAUUUAACACCACCAACCGAUGUGGCAUCUGCCUACACUACCACCAGCGUGACACCCCGGACUACAACUCCCAGACCAACAACCACUAGCACGACACGAAGAACCACUACCACAACAACCCGAAGAACGACAACAACUCCCAGGCCAACAACUGUCAGAACCACAACCACGCCAAGGACUACAACUACACGUUCAAGCUCUCAACCGCACUGGGUUCGGGCCAAACCCACAACAUCGAGCACAUCUCGGCCCUCAAGUUCAUUCAAUCAGUUCACCUCCUUUUCGAGUCAGACAUUUAAAUCACCCACCAGCACUUCAUUCAAUGGACGCACGACCACUGCACCCCGUACUACCACUACCAGCACCACCACCACUGCUAAGCCCAAAACCACAGUAAAUAGCUCCUUUAAUCGACCUCUUUUCAAUACAGACAAAAUCAGCAGCAGCGAAGAGGCCACUAGCAAGCCCUCAAAUCCCUUCUUCAGUGGUAGUUAUAAUCCUCAGCCCUUCUCCAAGGCACCGACCACAACUACAACAAGAAGAACUACCACAACAACCACCACGACCACAACACCCUCACCCCUGGAUGUGAAUCCGUUUGAAGCAACCAUUCCCCCAUGGUUAGCUGAAUUCGACUAUGCCGACCUCGGUCCCGGUGUCCCCUUCGUCUACGAUCCCAACGAUGAGGAAAUGUCCGUUGACGAUGACAUUUCACCACCCUCAACAUCUUCUCCCACCUCGAACUCCCCCAAUGCACUGCCAAGUUUCUCUUCUACCACCACUUCUCUAACCUCAGCUUCUUCUAUUCCAUCUAAAGUAACCAUUCCACUACCAUCCAUUGCUAGCGACCGGAUUGAUAAUACGUUAACGCAACCGCAUAAUGUGUUCGUACCGCCACCGCCUGCCCAAGGGGAGGAGGAGGUCGAAGCAAAUGAUAGCAAAACGACCUCAACAAGUUUUACCACAAAUUUUGCAGCCCGUUUUGAAACGCCAGCAUCGACAACGGCUGUUUCACCGUCCGCCUUGAAUGGGGAUAGUCUGCAAAAGGUCCCCCUAAGUGCCGAUCGUGAGUCCUUCCCGCCAUUCAAUACAGCCAAUGGUCUGGCACCGGUACCCACUAAGACGACCUUUAGCAAAAGCGAAGAUGGUAAAGUCAUAACAAAUAAUAUCUUCUUGAGUGGAGCUGCGGCAUCAGGCGCCACUGGAGCCACACAAUCGACGACAUCGAAAUAUUUCGGAACAAGUAAUGCUGGUAAUACAAUAUCGAAGGAUACAUUUGGCAGCACAUCUGGUUUUGUGAAACCUUCAACCGUUAGCACAAACUUUAAUCAAUUGACCACGUCUGGUGCGGCAUCAGGUUUUGUGACGGCCUCCUCCACGUCCGGCUUUACAUCCAGCGCUGCCACAACAGUCGGAGGUGGUGUAGGCAGCAAAUACACUGGAGGUUUUGGAGGUCCACCAGGUGUUUUGGCAGCACAAGGAGGCAGUGGAAAACCAUCUGGAUUUGCCACAGCAACUUCAACAGCGUUUACACAGAGCUAUAACAAGGCCUCGACCAAUCGUACACCAGUUCUUGCCACUACAACAGCCGGAAAUCUAAGUGGCAAAUUUACUGGCAGCUUUGGCGGACCUCCAGGUGUAUUGAGGCCAUAUGACAAUAUCAAAACUGUUUGAAUCUAGCAACAACUACAACAAAACAAACAGGCAUUAUUAUUUACCCUAUUCCUUUAUAACCAUCCAUUUAGUUUAAGUUAAAUUAUUUAUAUGUAAAUGCAACAAGAACAACAACAAAAAUACCAUAAAAUAAUUUGAAAAUAUUGGAUUCUUUCUUCUUUAAAUUAUGGCAAACUAAAGCAACAGCAAAAUAAUUUAUUUUUAUUUUUUUUUUGUAACAUAUUUAUGAAUUGUUCCCUUCCCCCAGAAAAAAAAACAACUCCCAAAUUAUAUUCUUGCCCAGAACAGGAAAGGAACACAUACACACACAAACCCAUGUAUUAUAAUUUUUUUUGUUUGUAUGUAUGUAAAUGUUAAUGGCUUUAUGUAUGUUUUUGGUAUUUUAUUUAAUAAAUCGAAAGUAAAGAAUAAUUUUGAUUUUUUUUUUUUUUUCAAUUUUUGCAAAUUUUUCCAUUCCAAUAGUUGGCGAUGUCGCCGUGCGGACAAGGUCUAUAUCUGUAUAACGUAGCAAGCUUCCAAAUUUGUUGUUGACAUUCAUUCAUGAAUGGCUGAUGAUGAUGAUGACAGUUAACUUAAAUGUGGAGAACAUGCAAAUACUACUAGGCCCAGCCAAACCAAAAACCAACUUCAAUCACCAUAAUCGUUGUCGUUAUUGUUGUUUUUGUUGUCAUUAUCAUCAUAACUGUCAUAUUGCCGUGAUUUUAUUAUCAAAAAAUAACAAAAACAAAACUUGUUGAUUUAGUUGAUUUCUAUAUUGACAUAGC